This is a messenger RNA of Aureobasidium subglaciale EXF-2481, 1464 nucleotides long. RefSeq lists its product as uncharacterized. The record is from RefSeq and is a predicted model, not a curated record. Gene Ontology annotation, molecular function: pyridoxal phosphate binding. Lineage: Eukaryota; Fungi; Ascomycota; Dothideomycetes; Dothideales; Saccotheciaceae. Bases 1 to 1464 code for a protein of 487 amino acids. The transcript is spliced from 8 exons. Gene Ontology annotation, biological process: biosynthetic process.
AUGAGAGCCAGUUUUUCCGCUUCCGAUGUCCCUCUGAAUGCCCCUCACGGAGCUAAGGAGAGACGCUUCUCCAGUAGCAAAGAGCCUACUGACAGUGAAUUGAACUCUUCGGCCCAUCGUCACUUUCGUAACGCCCAUGAGGGGCACAAGCCUCAUGCUGGACUGGACCCUUCCCGUGCCUCGACUGGAGUUGUCUGGACCACUGAAAGAGCCUAUGAGCAUGGCUUUGCCGACCACCCAGAGCUAUGGGCGAACUUAGGUCAAGGCGCCCCUGAAGUCGACGAUGAGAUCGAAGGUUGCUUUGAAAGACCUCAUACCAUUGAUGUAUCUAUGUCGGGCCGCGAAUAUGGACCAACUGCUGGUAUCAAGCCCAUGAGAGAAGCUGUUGCCAAGCUCUACAACGAACAUCAUCGCAAGGGCAAGCCGAGCCAGUACACAUGGGAGAAUGUCUGCAUUGUCCCUGGUGGCAGAGCUGGACUCAUCAGAAUCGCCGCAGUCAUAGGAAAUGCCUACUUGAGCUUUUUUAUCCCAGAUUACACCGCCUACAACGAAAUGCUGUCCCUUUUCAAGAACUUCAGCGCAAUUCCCAUCCCACUGUCUAAGCAAGAUGGAUACCACAUGCACCCUGACAAGAUCGCAGAGGAGAUUGCUCGUGGAACCAGUGUCAUCUUGACAUCGAACCCUCGCAAUCCUACAGGCCAAGUUCUGACAAAUCCCCAGCUUGCGCAAAUCCAAGACAUAAGCAUAGACCGUGCAACACUGGUAUUUGACGAAUUUUACUCUGGUUAUAACUACACUACUGACUGUGAUGGUACUGUCAUCUCCGCUGCUGACAAUGUCGAGGAUGUCGACGAAGAUGAUGUCCUCAUCAUUGACGGUAUGACCAAGCGUUUCAGACUUCCCGGGUGGAGAAUAGCUUGGGUCAUAGGGCCCAAGGAGUUCAUCAAAGCCAUCGGCUCUUGUGGAUCGUACCUUGACGGUGGUGCCAAUGUACCAUUCCAGGAGGCUUCGAUACCUAUGCUCGAGCCAACUAAGGUCAAGAAGGAGAUGCGUGCCCUGCAGCACCAUUUCCGUGAGAAGAGAGACUAUGUCAUCGAGAGAUUGACCGAGAUGGGCUUCAAGAUUCCGUUGAUCCCCAACUCAACUUUCUAUUUGUGGCUGGAUCUGUCUUCGCUACCAGAAGGUAUCAACGAUGGUUUGAACUUCUUCAACGCCUGCCUCAAGGAGAAGGUCAUCGUGGUGCCUGGUAUCUUCUUCGAUCUCAAUCCUAGUAAGAGAAGAGACCUCUUCGACUCCCCUUGCCACAAGCAUGUCAGGUUGAGCUACGGCCCAAGAAUGGAUGUUUUGAAGAUGGGCCUUGAUGGUAUCGAAAGAGUUGUUAAGAAGCACCGCAACGAUCCUACCCCUGCUAGGCAGGACGGUCCUUCUGAGACCGUUCACGAAGGUCACGGCGAGCACCCCUGA